Molecule: messenger RNA, 1317 nt
Organism: Cercospora beticola
Lineage: Eukaryota; Fungi; Ascomycota; Dothideomycetes; Mycosphaerellales; Mycosphaerellaceae
Molecular function (GO): oxidoreductase activity
Source: RefSeq, a predicted model, not a curated record
AGAACUGACAUCUUGCUCUCCCCUGGAACGAAGCGUACAGUGCUCCAAGCAACUUCCACCAUGGCGAUCGACAGUUUCUGGACACCGGUCGAAACGAAUUAUCAAAAGCAUGUCCCGCUGGAAGAGCAGUCCCUUGAAGCCAGUGUAACAUUCCCACUGGUCGUCAGAACAGCAAGAAAGUGCACCAAAGAGGCGUUGCUUCGUGAAAUCAGUACCCUAGCAAGUCGGCAUCAUGACGAAAACGCGGUCUCGCCAUUGAGGAAACUGCUGGAUGCUCAUGGUGGAGCAAUACAGUUUCGAGAGCUGCCUUUGCAUUCUCCUGAGGACUUUUCCGAGUUUCUGGAAGUCCUAGCAGGUGAUGGCCCUUAUGCCUGGAAACCCCAUACCCAUAGAGGAUCAGAAGUUCUCAGGAAGCCAUUGGCGAAGCACGUCAUGACAGCAAACGAAGGACCUCCUAGCCAUUAUAUUGGCUGGCAUAACGAAUAUUCGAUGUCGCCAGCUCAUCCUGCCUAUGUUGUUCUGUACUGUCAAGAAGCUCCUACUUCCGGUGGUGAAACUUCACUUGUCAAUGGGAUUGCAUUGCAUGAUCGCAUGCGGAAUGCAGAACCAGAAUUUGUGCAGAAAUCGAUUGAUAGUGGGAUCGCUUACAAGGUUCCUCACACAGCUGUCCAGCGAGAUGGAACACUUGGUGGUGCUGGCGUCUACAAGUCUGGUGCUUUUGGACCACCGGACGAUGCUCAGAACGAGAGCUGGAAAUGUGAUAUGCAAGAUACUCCGGAGAAUAGAAAGGGUGUCGAAGAUCGCAUUCGUCAACUUGCUAGAGAAGGUGGCUGGGAUCAGGACCAUAGUCAGACAAGUGGAAAUGUUCCAGCAUGGCAGCAGAAGGGAUUCGAUUGGACCUGGAAUGAAGACGGUGGUCUUGAAGUUUUACACCGAAUGCCGGGUGUUCGCGUCCACCCGACGCAGAAUGUGCCCGCACUUUUCAACUCUCUGUCCACGCGCUAUCACAAUGCCAAAAAGUACAAUACUUUCGAGCCUCCUUUCACAUAUCGUGAUGAUGACGGCGUGGAGAAAUCUUUCUGGCCACCGCACUUUGCCGGACACGAGAAGGACGAACCGAUCCCGAGAACAUGGCUAGCAACGUUGGACAAGUAUCAGAAAGAGUUAGCCAGUGAUGUACAAUGGCAUACUGGCGACGUGUUGAUCGUUGAUAAUUUUGCAGUGCAACAUGCUCGGUGGUCUUGGACUGGGAGCAGGAAAGUGCUUGCAAGUUUCUGGGAUCAGCCCAGCCUGAAGGCCUUACCUGUAGUUCAGUGA